Lytechinus pictus (painted urchin) is the source of this 3840-nucleotide messenger RNA. RefSeq lists its product as uncharacterized. NCBI's taxonomy places the organism in Eukaryota, Metazoa, Echinodermata, Echinoidea, Temnopleuroida, Toxopneustidae. The coding region runs from base 161 to 1426 and encodes 421 amino acids. The transcript is spliced from 8 exons. The record is from RefSeq and is a predicted model, not a curated record.
GUUAUUGUUCAUGAAUUUUGCUUUGUGAUAUAUCUUUGACGUGCAGUCCUUGUUGAAAGAUACCGUUUAAAUGUCAGACGCCAUAUUUAUAAUUCGUGUAAUCACUGAUAUUAUUUGAUGAACAGAACCGAAUGUGAAUAUCAGCAGAAUUAGUACCAAAAUGGCGGAUUUGAUGUUAACUUCUCUCCAUAUUUAUCUACCAGUACUACUGAUGUUGUGUACCCUAGCAACGUGUAAAUGUGAGGUUGAUGAACAGAACAUAAAUGGCUGGCUUGGGCAAGAUAAUGUACGACUACCUUGUAACUUUCAUCAAGAUGUAAUAGUUGCGCAACUAUUACAUCAAGAUGUAAUAAGUGCGUUGUACUGGUCUAAAAUGAGAGACCCAACCAAGGCUGAAGAGGAAGACUCAACCAAGGCAUCCUAUUUUAAAAAGCAGCUGAAUAGCUUGGAGGACCGGUUUACUUUGAACGAGGAUUUUUCUCUCUCCAUCAGUGACCUUCAAGUAGCGGAUGAAGGGAGAUACCUUUGUCAAGUUGAGUUCGAAUCAGACAAGAGUCUGUUAAUGUACCAGACACUGACCGUGUACGAACAAGGGAUGUUUCCAUCGCAAUAUAUCAUCAUAUUUAGCGUACUCGGGUUCUUCAUUCUGAUCGCUCUCGUAGCCAUCAUAACUGUUCUUUGCAGAGGAGCUACAACUCGCACUAUCAAAGAACUGCGAAAAAGUAUCAGGGACUAUACCUUCAAGAUACCGGACAGUGAUGACAAAGCAACGGCAAAAAUUGGCUUGUAUGGUGAGAUGGGAGCAGGCAAAUCUACUUUCAUCAAUUCCAUCGAGUUUGCGUACAACGGGCAACGAAGCCAGCCUACUAGGCGAAGAAGAUAUGCAGGUGGAGGUCAUAGUAUGAUUCGAAGUUGCCUUCCUCUCACUGACUAUAUUAGUCUGUUCGACAAUCGUGGCAUGAGCGACUUUUCUCACUCAUACGUUGACAAGUAUAUGAAAGAAAUAAGUGAUGAAAAAGAAGCCGGAACACAAACUCGUCUACUUGAUGAAGAGAUUCAAUGCGUCGUAUUUGUAUACAGACAUAGUGGUGAUAACACGAAGCAGGAUGCUAAGAGGUUCCUAGAUAAAUUCGCAACAGAACUUCGCCGGUAUUUUGGCUACUCUGCAUUUGUUGUCGUGACCCAUGCUGAUAGCUUGUCGAAAGAAGCAAAGGCAGACCUAAAGGAAACAUUCUCCCCGAUUUGCGAUAAGUUGUGGUUCCUUGAAAAUUACACAGACGACAUCGAAGAUAAAGAGAAGAGUAUCAGAUUUUUGAAGUUUCUGAAAGCAGCUCUUCAUCGCUGUGACGUUGCCAUAGUAAACAUUGAGAGGCGGAAGACACAAAGGAAGAAAAAGUGGUUUUGGCAAAGGUGGUUGGGUUGGUGAGCAUCGAUGGAUGAUAUGUCUCGAGAGAAAAUCUGAAGCACGUAGGAAAAAUGCUUUUAAGUACCAAUGCGCAAAUACGUGGUAAAAUUUGUCCCAUUUGCGUGGAAUAUGGCCACUGCAGUGAUGCGAAUACACUUACCACAUGCUACUUAUACUAACAAGUGCGAUCUGUAAACACAUUUAAUUCUUUUUCUGUUAUAUAAUUUUAUUAAUGAAAUUUAUUGAAAAACAACAUUAUCAAGCCAAAUUACCACCCCCCCUCCAAAAAGGUGAAUUACAGCCAUACAUACUUAAUUCUUUGUGAAACCAUGGAGAUAGUGUCGGUCUAUCAUUUCUUGGAUGUCAUGGAUGUAAUCAGAGGCUGUUCUUCACGCCAUGUACAUGUACAUAAAAAAGGGGAAAAAAAGGAAAAUAAGCAAAAGUGUAUACAUUUUCAUUAUGUAAAAAAUAAUGUUUUAUAUUGUACAUAAUCGGUGUUUGCAUUAAAAUAAUGGUAGAGCUGACUUAUUAGUAUAAAAAACAAAAAUGGUAAAACGUAUGUUCGUCUUGUACUAUAUUUUAAAUGUGUACAUUAUAGGUUUCGAAAGGGGAGUUAGCUCUGGGGAACCUUGAUCUAAGGUACGCCUAUAUUUUCUUUCACAACACAUACAUUCACCCACCCUCCUACACACAUAUGUAUGUGUAAAUGUAUGUAACUAUAGACCGAUAGCUUUAUUACCUACUUUGUCUAAAGUUAUGGAAAGGGUGAUCUACAUAAGAUUAUUAAAUUUUUUGAAUAAAUAUAAUAUAAUCUCUGAUUUUCAAUUCGGAUUUCGCCAAAAACAUAGUACAUCUCAUGCCACUCUCUCAUUUAUUGACAAAAUCACAAAAGCUAUUGACAACUUUGAACAUACAAUAGGUGUUUUUCUGGACCUCUCCAAGGCCUUUGACACUAUAAAUCAUGAAAUACUGCUCUACAAACUUGAAAAUUACGGAGUUCGUGGGAAGGCCUUGGAGUGGUUCAGAAACUACCUCGUAAAUCGUAAACAAUUCGUAAGCAUAAAUGAACAAAAUUCUUCUCUACAAAAUGUUAACUGGGGUGUUCCCCAAGGCAGCCUCCUGGGCCCUCUUUUAUUUAUAAUCUAUAUAAAUGACAUCCAGAACUCCUCUGAAAUAUUAUCUUAUGUCCUUUUUGCAGAUGAUUCAAAUGUACUAUACUCUCAUCCUAACCCCGAUAUUUUAAUAAAUGUACUGAACACUGAACUGGAUAAAUUGAUAAAUGGAUUAGGGCUAACAAAUUGUCAAUUAAUGUACAAAAAACGAAAUGCAUGCUUUUUAGCAAUUCUUUAGAACAAUUGCCAUUUAAUAUCAAAUUGGACAACUACAACAAAAUUUUUAGGUCUCAUAAUAGACAACAAAUUAUCUUGGAAAACACACAUUGACUUUAUAUGUCGUACAAUUUCACGCAAUAUUGGUGUUAUCAACAAAGUUAAGUUUUUUCUUCCAACUUCCUCCCUAAAAAUGCUUUAUUCAACAUUGAUUUUACCAUAUUUAAAUUAUGGAGCAAUUGUUUGGGGAAAUACACACUCAACCUACCUUGAUAGAAUAUUACUUUUACAAAAGAAGGCAUUGCGUGUUAUUUUCAACUUGUCCUGGAGAUCUCACAUAGAUGAGUUGUUUUUUAAAAAUAACAUUCUAAAAAUAAAAACACUGUACCAAUAUAACUUAGGUCAAUUUAUGUAUCAGCUAAACAAUAAUAUGUUACCAUUCAUAUUUAAUUCUUCAUUUAACAAAAACAAAACUCUUCACAAAUAUCCCACACGUCAAUCAGAUGAAUUCCAUUUACCACUACCCCGGACCAUCCUUGCAAAAUCUAUUUUUACUUUUGAAGGCUCUAGACUCUGGGGAACUAUUAAUAAAAACAUCAAAGAAUCACCUAGCCUUAAUUCUUUCAAAUAUAAGUUCAAAAAAUUUCUCCAAGAUAACCAUUGAAUUCAACUCUUCAUCACUCAAACUCUUGUAUUUUUUUUAAAAAUCAAACAUGAUUAUCAUGUCACGUACGCUUUUCCAUCUCUUUCGUUUUCCUGUUGAUCAACGAGGUCCGUCUGUGAGUGCUGGGGCUGGAUUCUGGAGACCUUUAAUCUCUCUUUUUCUUAUUUCCUUUUCUAUUUUAAUUUCCCCUAUUUCCUUUUAAUUUAACUGGUUCAUGCUCAAGUUGUUAUUUUGAUUUUUAUAUGCUAUGCAACUACAAGAAUAUUUAUUAGGAGGCUGCACUCUACAAGCUCCGCUUUUUAGCAGCCUCCUCCAUUUCCAACCUGAUAUGUAAUAAUCUUGAAUAUAAUUUUUGUAAAGGAAUACUUGAAAUAUGUUUUGUUAUUUAUAUGUUAAAAUGUACAAAAUAAAUUGUUGAAAAUGGAAAUAAACGAAAUGAAAUG